AUGGAAAUGAUACCAGCCGUCCUGCUCAGAGUUCGACGAGAAAAAAUAACACAAUUUAACAACGAUACAACCAAAAUUUUAAAGUUGCAAAUAAAGUUGUUGCAAACUGGCCUGUCCAUGGAUAGAAAGGAUGCAUUCAAAUGUCCACCCACGCCACCAGCAUCAGAGAGCGUACACAACAACAUCAACCACAUCUACCAUAACAACACCAACAAUCAACGUACCAACAACAUCAACAACAACAUCAACAACAACAUCAACAACCGCAAAGCUAGCACCUUGCCAACACAGCUGUCAACAGUUUACGGAGGUUCAUCAGAUUUCAACAACGUGCCCAACAACGAGCAUUCUUAUUGGAACGCAGCCAUAACAUCGAACGUCCAAUAUGGGAUUCUGCGUCAAGAUGAACUCAACAACAUUCAGGUCUUUGCACCUAUCUCAUUGGAUAACUAUAAUAAAUAUAACUCAUAUUCUUCCAAUGUAAAUGCAACAGUUGUUGACACAAUGGUUCAUAAUUCACAACUGCAAACAAAAUCAACAAAGUGUACAUGUCCCAUCAACAACCCAAUCAUCCACGCAAACUCCAUGCCGUACGCUUACAACACAACGUUUGAUGCUUUUCCAAAUCAGCACUUCACCCAGAUUGCGGGAAACGAGGCCCGCCAAGUUUCGAAAACUUUCAUUCAAAGUUGCGUGCCGGUGAUUUGUCACCCAAAUGGUCAAUACAUAGGUCUGUUGCGCCAACAAUCUCUGCCAUAUUCGCCAACCCAACAAAACGUGAUCCACUCGACAGCUGGUAACACGGACAGUUCCAAAGUUAUUAACUACCAGGAAUGUUUCGACGUCAUAAAUCCUCCCAUCGACCAACAAAGUUUCAUUGCACUUGAAAACGAAACUCACUCCACCAAUGAUUCACCUCAUCAUAAAGAUGCCGAAGUUAAAAAUAAUCAACAGCCAGAAACUCCGGAGAAAAAAAUUAGAGGUAAAUGGUCAACGAGUUCGAAGACGGUGACCUCGUUGUAUGGGGUGCCUUCAUGGUGGGGCGAUGACUCUCUUGACGACAGUUUUGAUUCGCAAACCUCUAGGAAAAGAACACCAACACCUCAAAAAGAUAUUUCUUCUCCGCAAGUAACAAGCAGACGAAUUAUAAAAAAGUCUCCGAGUCCAGUGAAAUCGGUUGCUGAGACAAAGAAAGUGGAGGUAAAUCGAAAACCAUCCACAGCCUUCAUCGUUGACAUCGCUGAUGUUAAUAACGCAAACCAUCCCCUAGAAUCGUCGCCAUCUUCAUCAUCCUGCCUUUCCUCAUCACUGCCUUCCUUCCAGAUCAAUGACAGCCUUCGCUCAUAUUUUCCUCGAUCUCGUAAAAUGAGUCUGCAGAAGCGAGAGUCAGCGAUAAGGAAGAAGAACUUGUUAGAUUGCGAUGCAAGGAAGGAAGACCUCGAUGGUAACAUCAGUGACAACGGAACUUACGUGGUUGAUCUUGACGAAGAUGACUUCAAAGAAGUUGACGAAGAAUGCGACAACCUUCUUAAUUGUGAUGUUAAAAAAACUGACGACGAGCUUUCGAAUAAUUUUCAAGUUAAUGAAACAACUGAAGAGAGUAAAAAGGAAGAACAGGUGGUUAUAAAAAAAAUUAUUCUUAAAAAUAUAUAA
Molecule: messenger RNA, 1653 nt
Organism: Helobdella robusta
Lineage: Eukaryota; Metazoa; Annelida; Clitellata; Rhynchobdellida; Glossiphoniidae
Exons: 6
Coding region: 1-1653 (550 amino acids)
Source: RefSeq, a predicted model, not a curated record